AUGUUUUUCUUUCUGAAUUAUUUGUCGAAAGCAAUUCAAAGAGAUGUUUAUAAGGUGAUGACAGAUUCUUACCAUAAAGAAGGGCAGGAGGCUACAACCUCAACUUAUCAGGUCGUCUUUGAUAAGGUUGCUGAAAUCAACGCAUCUAAAGAGUCAUGGAACAUACGUGUUAAAGUCGUCAUGCUUUGGAAGCCGACCUAUGUAAACAAUCCUAAUAUGGUCACAAGCCUGAACAUGAUUUUAAUCGACCAGGAGGGAAGUAGAAUUCCAGCUACAAUAAAAAAAAAUCUUAUUCCAGUAUUUGAAUCCCUAUUCGAUGAAGGAGCUGUCCGGGAGAUCAUUAACUUCGCUAUGGCUAGCAAUGAAAGCGAAUACAUGCUUGUACCUCAUAAACAUAAAAUCAAUUUCUACAAAACCACGAAAGUUCGUGUAUCCAAUGAUUUUGUUGAUACAGUAGAUCCUUAUCAUUUUAUCUCUUUCCCAGAUUUGCUAGCCAUAAACUUUGACACUCGUGUUGCAUUUGAUUUUCUAGGUGAAGUUGUGUCAAGUGAUCCCAUGCGAGUCAUUGUUGAGUAUGGAAGAGAGAAAAGGUUAAUGAAUCUGGUUGCUCAGGAUUUAAGUGGUACGAGAAUUGCAGUCGCUUUGUGGGGCAGUUUUGCAAUGAAGUUGAAUACUUACAUUUCACAACAUAAUAAUGACAUUGCUCCUGUUAUUAUCCUACUACAUUUGGCCAAACUCAAAAUUUGGGGUGGUCAGCCUCAAGUUGGUAAUUGUUUGUUUGGGUCUAGAUUGCAUAUAAAUGAUGAUAUGCCUCAGAUUUUGGAGUUCAAAUCAAAAAUUAAUGCUUUGGAUACAAAUGUUGAGUCUUCUAGCUGUACAUCCCAGCUCAACUCAAAUACCGUUGUGGCUAAUCCAGAGGAUUACUACCUCCGUUUUCAGAUAAAAAACAUUGAUGAAAUUCCUGAUUUUAAUGAGGAAGUUGGUUUAACCAUUAUCGCUACUAUUAUUGGUUUUGAUAUGGAUGAUGGUUGGUAUUCAUUUUAUUGCCGUGAUUGUUCUAAAAAAGUUACUAAAAAUGAUGAUGAUGUUGAUGCUGGCCCUUUUCACUGUGAUGGUUGUGGAUUUGUCUCGGAUGUAUUUGGAAAGAUUAGGAUAGUAGUUCGUGUGCAAGAUGAAAGUGGCUCUUCUUCGUUUGUAUUGUUUGAGCGUCAUGUAAAAGAUCUUAUUCAUCGUGGAAACCAAUGGUUGAUGGACAAAAUAGCUAAGAACAACUAUCGUGCUUACACUGUGCAUAAGUCAACCGAUGAUGAAAGGGUUCUUGCUGAGGUGACAAAAAGGUCAUCAAAUCAUCAACAUGAUCAUAUAAAUGAUAAUGGUACUCCUGUUAACAAGCCAAAUAAGGAAAAUACCAAUUCUGUGCAUGAUGACAAUCUUGAUGUUGUUGACCUUGAAGCUGUAACACCAUCAUCGAGUACGGGGAAGCGCCCUAUUGAGAUUGAUGCCAACAAUGACUCUUUGGAGUGGUCUUCUUCAAAAACUUGUGUUGUACGGGAUACCUUGAAGAUCCCAAAGUUGGAAAAGUUGGACUAA
Messenger RNA from Lactuca sativa (garden lettuce), 1590 nucleotides. RefSeq lists its product as uncharacterized. The record is from RefSeq and is a predicted model, not a curated record. Lineage: Eukaryota; Viridiplantae; Streptophyta; Magnoliopsida; Asterales; Asteraceae.